This is a messenger RNA of Aphis gossypii (cotton aphid), 2238 nucleotides long. RefSeq lists its product as uncharacterized. Gene Ontology annotation, molecular function: catalytic activity. The record is from RefSeq and is a predicted model, not a curated record. The transcript is spliced from 2 exons. Lineage: Eukaryota; Metazoa; Arthropoda; Insecta; Hemiptera; Aphididae. Bases 1 to 2238 code for a protein of 745 amino acids.
AUGCUUCUUGAGGAGACGCAAAAGGCCCGGGAGAAUAAACACGAGGGAUACGUUCUGAGCUGGUCUCCGAAAAGAGAGGAAGAAUCGGAAGAGCCGAAGGUCACUUCUGAAGUGACCGAAGCUCAGAUGGUAAAGAAUCUCUGGGACGAGCUGGAGAAGAAAAAGUGUGCCCCGAGGUUUAAAAGGUUGAAAAAGGUGGGAAAGGACAGACUUUACGUAGAACCGGAGAAUGAGGAGACGAGGAAACUUCUCCAAAACGCUUCGCUCGACAUCCGUCGGGCGGGCGAGAGAAAUCCUCAUAUCAUAGUACAUGGGGUCGGGAUUGAGGUAAAGGACGACGAAGUCGCCGUGUUGCUGGAAGAGCAGAAUGAAAGUUCUGUGACGCUGGCGACGGGGUGGUUUAAGAGUCUGGAACUCAUCUCGCACAAAAGUAGGGUGACGAGAAAGGGACGGAAUGUAGAGUUCGUGGUAACUCCCGAGGUUGCUGGCCAGAUCGUGGGCCAGACGAUGUGUGUCGGGCUAUCGCGGUGUCGGGAGGGUCCAAGUGUGAACGUGCGGAGAUGCCAUCGGUGUCAACGUUACGGGCACACUGGGGUAGCCUGCAAGGCGCCGUCGGUGGUCUGCGGGCGUUGUGCUGGCUCGCAUCAUGCUGCGCACUGUGUUGCACGUCCAGCCCUAAUACGGUGCACGAGUUGCGCCGCUAUGUCGGACGUGGGAGGUGAAUUUCCGGCGGGAGGCCCGGAAAUUCAAAUGGUCGGUGUAAGAGUAGGGCAGGUAAAUCUGGGACGGGGGAAACUGGCAACAGAUGACCUGCUGUCCGAGAUUAGGGAACGAGGUCUGGAUGUUGUGUUAAUCCAGGAACCUUUUGUGACGGGAAGUGGGACGUUUGCCAGUCUUGGUAGAUUUCCCCUUCGUUUCAUAACGGGCAACUCACCGGGUGAGAAACCAGCGGCGGCGGUAUUGGUGGUAAACCCUUCAUUGGGCGCAACGCUAAUAACGCAGUUUAGCGGGACUCACGUGGUGAUAGUGGAAAUCCGCAGCGGGGACAAAAGUCUCUAUGUGGGUAGUACGUACUUCCAAUUUUCCGAGGAAACCGACGUCCAUGUCGAAAGACUGGAGUCGGUGAUCCGGGAUCUGGGGGGUGCGGACUGGCUCAUUGGAGGCGACUUCAAUGCGAGAUCUACACUUUGGAAUGACACACAUACGGACGGUAGGGGUGAGAGGGUAGAAGAUAUGAUUAUGUCGAGUGAAACAAUCUGUUGUAACGAGGGCUCUGUACCGACCUUCCAAACUAGUAUGGGAUCGGCGAUACUUGAUCUGACGCUCGCGUCGGUGAGAGUUGCCGCUUCCAUCAGUGGAUGGAAAGUGCAUGAGAACGCGGUCACCAGUGAUCACAGACUAAUCACAUUCGGAUACGAUGACAUAGAGGAGGGAGAAAUAGUAAAACAGGAAAGUAAAAGGUUCAAUGUCCGGAAAGCCGACUGGAAUGUCUUCCGACAAAGGCUUGCGGAGAAGCUGUUCAACGGCCAAUCCACAUGGCUGGAGCAGGAUAUACAUUCCAGAGCGGAUUACCUAACCAAGGCACUGAGCGAAGCCUGUAGAAAGUCGAUGCCGAUGAUAAAACCGCGAGAGGUCGGGGUUCCUUCGUGGUUCACGGAGACCCUUGAUACUCAGCGGCGUAUAGUCAAGCGGAUAAGACGGAAAAUUGGCAAAUCUCGGGCCUUGGGAAGCGAGGAAAGGACAGCCGCAUUGGAAGAGGUCUACCGGAGAGAAAGAAAUAAGUAUACGGCAGGAAGGAGAAGAGAGCAGACGAGAACCUGGCGAAAGUUUACUACCGAAGAGGGUAACGAAAAGCCAUGGGGGUCCGCCUAUAGAUGGUGUAAGGAAGGAGCGAACAUGGACUCGCGAGGUGUUCUAGCGACCCUCCGCAAGGGGGGUGGUGAGAGCACAGUGGGUCUAACGGACACUCUGGAUUUACUGCUGAAGACGCUAAUACAUCCAGACUCGAUCGAAGGUGAAACCGAGGAACACAAAAGAAUCCGAGAGGAGACUGGCGUGGAAAUCGGUGGAUCUGAAGAGACGGACUGGGGUGAAGAGUCGGAAAGCAACCAUCUAGAGGAAUUUGUGAAUACGCUUCAGAGGAGGGCGUUGUUAGGCAUAUCAGGGGCCUACAGGACCACUUCAACUGUAGCCUUACAAGUGCUAGCUGGGACUACAGUGGCUAGCAGCCAAGGAUGA